GCGGCAGGGGCGGGUGGGCGUCGGCCCCACACCUCGGAGGCUCCCUCCGGCCCCCUCCCUAGGACGCCAAUUAAGGGUCCUCCACGCUAAUCGCUGCGGUUGACACGCUCUGGCCGCCUCGCCUCCCUCCGGAAGCCUUUGUCCCCUUAAUUGGCUAUCUCCAGGCGCUUUUCUCUGCACCUGCCCACGCGCCCAGCCCGGAUCCCAGGUCCAGCUAUGUGGUAAUUGGGCACUGGAUGGGGAGGGGGCGGUGCGCAGAAAGCCCCCUCCCCUCCCUGCCCCAUGCCUGCCUAUAUCAGCCCCUCACCUGCUGGCCCCUCAAACCGCGGGGCACAGAGAGAGGUCUUGUCCUGUCCCAGGGCCCCACCUCCAUACUCCCCACCCCACGCCUCGGCCGUGUCCACCUGCGCCUCUUCUGCUCCAGCCAUGCACCCCGGCGUACCCGCAGCCCCCGAGGUCUCCGAGCCCGGCCCCAGGGAGCUGUGUGCCUUCGUGAGCGGGGCGGCCGCCCACAUGCUGCGGGCCCUGCAGCCCCGGCGCUCUAAGCCCCCCAAAAGGAGGCCCAACCACAGACGGUUCCUGCACAACCAGAUCUGCAGGCAGUUCGCCAUGAUCGAGGCGGCCACGCAGCGCCUGGCCCUGUCCAUCUUGUCCCAGGAAGCGCCACCCCAGAGACCGCCACCCCGAAGGCCGCCCCCACCCCCACCGUCCCCCUUCCUGGGGGUGGCCUGCGCCGAGGCCCCCACGGAGGGGCCCCACGCCAGCCCCAGCCUGAGCCUCGCCGCCCUGGACGCCGCCACCCUGGACCUCUUCGAGGACAUCACACUGGCCCCAGAGAGCCCCGCCCCUCCGCUGGCCGCAGCUGGGCCGGUGCCACCUGCCCCUGCCGCCCUGACCCACACCCAGCAUGCCCUGGAGGGAGCGGCCUGGGGCUGGGCGGACAGGUGGGAAGUGCCCUGUGCCUGGGAUUCGCCCGGGGUCCUGGACGGCUGGGGGGCCUGCUGCCCCUGA
Lepus europaeus (European hare) is the source of this 1011-nucleotide messenger RNA. RefSeq names its product chromosome 19 C19orf85 homolog (gene C19H19orf85). NCBI's taxonomy places the organism in Eukaryota, Metazoa, Chordata, Mammalia, Lagomorpha, Leporidae. Bases 283 to 1011 code for a protein of 242 amino acids. The transcript has 2 exons. The record is from RefSeq and is a predicted model, not a curated record.